Molecule: messenger RNA, 1164 nt
Organism: Centruroides sculpturatus (bark scorpion)
Lineage: Eukaryota; Metazoa; Arthropoda; Arachnida; Scorpiones; Buthidae
Exons: 2
Coding region: 1-1164 (387 amino acids)
Molecular function (GO): nucleic acid binding; RNA-DNA hybrid ribonuclease activity
Source: RefSeq, a predicted model, not a curated record
AUGGACACCAUCUACCGCCAGAUUUUCACCCCUAUCAUUACUUACGCCUGCGGCAGCUGGAGUAAGGCAGUGCCCAAGGUCCACAUACGCCGUAAAUUAAUCGCCGCACAAAGGAGAGCCCUCAUUUAUAUCACCAGAGCCUACUCUACCACCCCCAAUUUGUCUCUACAGAUCCUUGCAAGGAAGCCUCCAAUAGACAAGUACAUCAUGUCCUCCGCCAGUCUCUGGCAUCUCAAGCGUGGGCGCAACAUUAAUAUGGACGACCUCAUUAUCAACAGCAGGGACCUCGAGAGCAGCAUCCCUCUUGCCAGCUCCAGGCACCCCGCUCUCCCCAUCACAAUUAACUUCUAUCAACCUAACCACGCCGACUUGGAGAUUUACACCGACGGCUCGAAAGCUGACCUCAAUGUCGGGCUCGGUGCCCAUUUCACCAUUCUUCAAGCAGAGCUGUUUGCCAUCAGUAGAGCAGUGGCCUGGUCCUCUGCCAACUACUCCAACUCCACCGUGGCGAUCAUUUCAGACAGCUUAUCUUCCAUUACACUUCUCCAGAACCACUCGCACCAUCCCAUUGCCUAUGACAUCCAGAACAAUAUUUCUGCCUCCAAUAACUCCUACUACAUCCGUUGGACCAGAGCCCACCAGGGAACGCUCGGCAACGAGAGGGCGGACGCCCUUGCCAAGUCCGCCAGCUCUGACCACGACCUCCCUGUGGCCUACAACAAACUUAGCAUCCACUCCAUCAAACUCAUCCUGAAGGACCAUCUACUCACCUCCUGGCAACGGGACAGGAAUGAGAGGAGGCAUCCCACCACACAUAGACUUAUUCCAGCCAUCAGAAAUUUCAUUAACAGCAAGUGGUACUGCCCUAAUCAACGCAUGAGCCAAUUCCUCACCAACCACGGAGGAUUCCACUCUUAUCUGGCGAGGUUCCACAACACCCCUAACCCUAACUGUUCAUUAUGCGGAGUCGUGGACAGUUCUUCACACUACCUCUUCGAGUGUCCUGCCCUAGAGCUGGAGAGGCUACACCUCAAAAUCGUUCUAGAGGCCCACGGCAAGUCCUGGCCUAAUGACUGCUACGAGAUCUUCAAACACAAGGACACCUAUGAGGCUUUCAACACGCUUAUUGUCAAAUACUUUAAGUGUUCAACCGUGCCCAUGUAA